Microthlaspi erraticum is the source of this 1209-nucleotide messenger RNA. Lineage: Eukaryota; Viridiplantae; Streptophyta; Magnoliopsida; Brassicales; Brassicaceae. The record is from the annotation of a GenBank genome assembly.
AUGGAGGAGCUAAGACGAUUGGAGAAGUUUCAGAGUGUUGUAUCAGCAAUCACUCGUCACGGUUUACUUUCUUCUUCGACUUCCGAUCCCGCUUCUUCUCGAUUCCUUUCCAAUCUCGUCCUCUUCCUUGUACAACCAUGCGGCGACCUCGAUAUUGAUUCGAAACUCGGCCUGGUCUCUGAUUUCAUUCCGAAAAUCUCUGGUCAUUUCCUCGAGGCGAUUUCGAGGUCGAUCGAGCUAGACGAUGAACCCAAACCAGUAAACACAAGCUCAGCAGAGUCGCAAAAAAGUUACUUGAAGAGGUGUGUCAUGGACAAUGUUGUUGAUCCUUACUCGUCGCAGAAACACCAACAAGUGGUGGCAAUGGUCGGGCUAGAUUCAAUGAAAAGAGCAAACUCUACUCUUGAGGAUUUCUCCAGGUCUUAUUUCAUGUUCCACGGCUUGGAAAUUAACGAACCACAGUCAAUAUUCAGAUAUUUACCCUUGCUUUCCUUCACUGAGAGUUACAUAUAUCAGAUGGAUGCUCUUAAUGAGAAGAUAGUCAGUGAAUCAGCUUCUGGAUCCCAAGUCAUUUAUUCAAGCCAUGGAUGGAAUGCUGAAUCACGAGCUUUGUUUGAAACUGAUCCACUAAAGCCGCUUGAAGAUCUGCUUGAACGCGAGGGCCUUUUGACGCAGAGAAUACAGCAAGAGUUUAGGUCGGGAGAAGAGUAUUGGGCGUUAGAGAGAAAGCUUUGCCAUGAUCUUUCUAACAAAAACAAGAUGUGCCUUGAAGAUGUGAUGAGAGCAAUUCAUUUGAAGUCUUUUGAUUACCGAGUGUUGAAUCUCCUACUAUACAAGUUGAGAGGAGAAGAGGUGAAUGAGUUGCAUAUGGACUUCUUGUCAAUUUCAGAGUUCUUGGUUGAAGUAGCUGAUGAUCUGUUCGAUUACGAGGAUGACGUGGUCGAGAACAAUUUCAAUGUAUUAAGAAUGUUUGUGGGGAUAUUCGGAUCGUUGAAUGCCCCCACUGAGCUGGCGAAGCGGAUAUCGGAAGCUGAAGAGAAGUAUGAGCAGAUUAUGGAAUCACUGGAUCCACAUUUGUCUUCCAAUUACCGAAGAAGAUGUGAAGAAGCUACUAAAGAAGGUGGGAAAAUUUCUGGUCAUACGCUAGGAACGUGGAAUAUACCGGCGGUCAUCUCCGACGAAAAAGCAUACCGAGCUGCUCAACGUUGA